AUGCAAGAUUGGGCCAAACUCGACCUGGCUAUGCUCCCCAUCGACGACCUUGUGCCAAGUGACCAGCCUUCAAACUCGGCCGGACCACCUGUCCACGAGAAACAAGAUGUGGCAACAGUGCAACAACGACAUGCAUCAAUCGCUGCGCCUCAUCUACGUCAAAGUCCGCUUGAUGUUCUCAGCUCGGCAGUAGAGAUGAUGGAAGGGCCACAAGCCAUGGUCCAGACCCAGCUCCAGCAUUCUCUGCAGCCUCAUGAAGCGACCAAUGCACGCCCAACUGUCUCGUCUGCCGUUGGUUCCGACACGCCCGCUAGAAACGUCGACAGUGCCCAUAAUGAUGGUCCUGCUGGGACAGAAACACGCGCUAUUGCUGGAAGGCGAUCGCGCUGGAAUAGCCCGGAGCUCGCUGACGACGAUACAGCGCCAAACAAUUCGGCCAAGCCGGACGCGCUCGACGCAGCGCACGAAGACAACGAGGCCAUGCCCCAUAGCCAGGCUACCAGCCUCACUGAUUUGCCUCCCCCCGCGCUGCCCCAAGCCAAGUCAUCUUCGGGUCGAAGAGCAGCUGCCAGAGAAGCCUGGCCAAAUCGAUGGAACCCAGCGAUCAAGCUGAAUUCGCUACCCAACUUUGCCUUUGUCAAAGCGUCGGAAGAAUACCUAAUGUCCGAAGAUAUGGCCUACGCAGAGCCUAUCAGCAACAAUGCAAUGCAACGGAUGACUGAACAUCUUCGCAAUGCAGCAAGCAAUCCGGUCGAACAUGAACGCUUCGAUGCUGCGUUUGCCACCCUCGAUGCUGCCACCCUCAACGUGUACCUCCAGCUCUUUUUCACCCACUGCUAUUCCUAUCUUCCCGCCAUUCACCAGGUCACCUUCCAUCCGGACCGGUGCGAUCCUCGGUUGCUAGCCGCACUAUGUGCUGUUGGCGCAUUCUUCUCGCAAGUGCCAGGCAGCCGGAACGCAGCCGUCUACCUCGCCAGUAUUGUCCAGAUGAGCGUGAGUCGUGCUACGCUCUCCAACAACGCACUCGCUCGCGUCACCUCAACUUUUCAGGCCGUCAUGCUUAUAUACAUGGUAUGGCGCAGUGUCGGCGUCCCGUCUCGUCAAGAGUACGCUGAAGCCUUCCGAGCCACCUACUGCACCAUGGUGCGACGCUGUAGACUGCUCGAGGACAUUUCACCUCCCAAGCUGCCUACCGACGCCACGAUUGAGAACCGCUGGAACGCUUGGAUUGCAUGGGAAUCGGGUCGACGCACCGCGUGGUCCAUCCUAGUCUCGGAAACCGAGCUGUCGCUUCAUUGGAACUUGCCAGAACCAUUUGCUCCCAACGAGCUGACGGGAAAGCUGCCGUGCAGCGACCGGCUCUGGGAAGCGCCGUCAGCAGUCGAGUGGGCUCAGACAGGAGCAGGCUAG
Sporisorium graminicola is the source of this 1410-nucleotide messenger RNA. RefSeq lists its product as uncharacterized. The record is from RefSeq and is a predicted model, not a curated record. Lineage: Eukaryota; Fungi; Basidiomycota; Ustilaginomycetes; Ustilaginales; Ustilaginaceae. Gene Ontology annotation, molecular function: zinc ion binding; DNA binding. The transcript is spliced from 2 exons. Gene Ontology annotation, biological process: DNA-templated transcription. The coding region runs from base 1 to 1410 and encodes 469 amino acids.